Messenger RNA from Saprolegnia parasitica CBS 223.65, 738 nucleotides. RefSeq lists its product as hypothetical. Lineage: Eukaryota; Oomycota; Saprolegniomycetes; Saprolegniales; Saprolegniaceae. The record is from RefSeq and is a predicted model, not a curated record. The coding region runs from base 1 to 738 and encodes 245 amino acids. The transcript has 3 exons.
AUGGCCUUCUUGGACCUCGUGGCCCAGUGCAUGGCGGUCUCGCCGGCCGAGACAAGCACGACCGUCGCCCAAGUCCAAACGCUGCGCUGCGUUCUCGCCAACCAAGAAAUGCAACGCAACAUGAUGGCACCUCCCAUGAUGCAUUCGUACGCAUUGCCACCGACGUCGCUGCCGAUCGCGUCCCAGCCAGCGGCGCACAACUUGGGCUGGAACUAUGAAGCCGCGUUCACGGCCAACCCGACGUCUCCAGUGUCGAUCAAUGCCCAGUACGCAGCCGAUGCGCUCGCGAUGCACCCAGUGGCGACCACCAACGCGCGCCCGGAGAGCGACAUGGAUGAACCCACAGUGUUUUUAACCAACAGCCACAGCAUGAGCACAGUGUCGCCGGCGCCCAAGAAGAAGGGCGAGCGCUCCGCAUGGACCGAAGAGCAGGUCGAGGCGCUCAAGGUUGCAGUCGCCAUGUUUGAAGCCGAAAACCCGGACGGUACCCUCAGUGGCAAGUGGAAGGCCAUUGCGGAGAACGUGCCAGGUCGUGUCCAUACGCAGUGCCGGCAGCGAUGGGAAGACUCGGACAAAGAAGAGCGCACGAAAGGGACAUGGAGCGAGGACGAAGACAAGGCGCUUCGCGAGGCGUUGGAAGCCAUCGAGGACACGACGUGGCGGCGCUGGACAACGGUAGCCGAGAUGGUUCCCCGCCGAACGUACGCUGCCCCCUUUGAUGAGUGUUUGGCAGUAUAA